Molecule: messenger RNA, 1055 nt
Organism: Vespula vulgaris
Lineage: Eukaryota; Metazoa; Arthropoda; Insecta; Hymenoptera; Vespidae
Gene: fabp
Product: probable fatty acid-binding protein
Exons: 3
Coding region: 185-589 (134 amino acids)
Biological process (GO): fatty acid transport
Cellular component (GO): cytosol; nucleus
Molecular function (GO): fatty acid binding
Source: RefSeq, a predicted model, not a curated record
UAUCCUCCGGGCAAGUUGGUUCGUGUCUGGUCUUCGGUCCGAUCCACCCAUCGGUUCUUCCAUCUAUUCGUCUAACGUCUAGGAAAGAAGAGAGUACGUCUCAGGUUCUCCUGCGGUGUAACACGACCGAGGUCCUUCUCGUUUGUUCGCGCGGUUAAGCUCGCAGCGGUAUCGAUCGUCCAUCAUGCCCGCCGAAGAUUUCCUUGGAAAAAAGUACAAGCUCUCCAACAGCGAGAAUUUUGAUGAUUUCAUGAAGGCUCUAGGUGUGAGUCUGGUAACGAGGAAAAUGGGUGCCAGCGUGAAUCCGGUCGUUGAACUUACGGAAAACGACGGCACGUAUAUUUUGAAAACUAACAGCCCUUUUAAAAGCUCCGAAAUUAAGUUCAAACUCGGCGAGGAAUUUGAAGAAGAGACGCCCGAUGGUAGGAAGGUGAAGAGCGUUUGCACUUUGGAAGGCAACAAGCUGUUGCACGUACAGAAGGGUGAAAAAGAAACAACGAUCGAGAGAGAAUUCACGCCGACGGAAAUGAAAGCGGUGAUGAAGGUCGACGAUAUAGUCUGUACAAGAGUGUACACCAUUCAGAACUAAUAUCCUCCUUUCAGGCGUCUAAAAAAACUUGGCUGUCCUAUUCAUACUCCAACGUACCAAGAAUUUUACUCGUAAAAAAAGCUUCGAAUAUACAGGAGACGUUAUCUCCUAUUUAUCAUUAAGUAAUGAAAAAUACAUUCCAAAAGUUCGCUUAGUAUUUUGUAUUAAAUACAAAUGUUAUACGUCUAUAACGUUGAUCUAUCAUUAAAAUUACGUAAGAAAGUGUUUAAAGCUUAUGCGAUAUCGUACGAUAUCGUUGAGAUAUAAUUCGUAUAAAAACGAAUAUUGAUAACAUAUGCUAUCUUUGAAUAUGUUUAAAGGUAUAUGAACUAGCGCAAUGCCAUUACCGAAUUCUUUAUUGUCUUUAGCACAAGUUUCUCGAAUAUUUGUUUCGUCACGUAUUAUAUGUUUAUAAGCAGUGGUCACAGUUUUUUUCUACCAAUAAAAAAUAUCACUUCAAAAACUA